This is a messenger RNA of Letharia lupina, 930 nucleotides long. RefSeq lists its product as uncharacterized. Lineage: Eukaryota; Fungi; Ascomycota; Lecanoromycetes; Lecanorales; Parmeliaceae. The transcript is spliced from 4 exons. The coding region runs from base 1 to 930 and encodes 309 amino acids. The record is from RefSeq and is a predicted model, not a curated record. Gene Ontology annotation, molecular function: oxidoreductase activity, acting on the CH-OH group of donors, NAD or NADP as acceptor.
AUGACGUCCUCGGCGCUACCGUCAAUGUUUUCGCUCGAGGGACAGACCGCCCUGGUCACGGGCGGCACCCGAGGGAUCGGACAAGCCAUGGCGCUAGCUCUGGCUGAAGCGGGCGCAGAUAUUCUCCUGGUCCAACGCAAUACCACCCACACGGAGACCAAGACUGCUAUUGAGAAGCUGGAUCGGAAAGCCGGCAUCUACGAGGCUGAUCUUUCUUCAGAAGAAAGCGUCGCGGCCCUUGUUCCUGCUAUUUUACAUGACGGCCAUAGGAUUGACAUCCUGUUGAACUGUGCUGGCGUCCAGAGAAGACAUCCGAGUCAUGAAUUUCCCAGCCGGGAGUGGAACGAGAUCCUUCAAGUCAAUCUGACUACAGUAUUUACCCUCUGCCGCGAUGUCGGUGCCCACAUGCUUGGGCAGGAACCCAAUGUUGCAGGCCGUCGAGGAAGCAUAAUCAACGUCGCCUCCCUCCUAUCUUUUCACCUAUUAUCUCCUGAAUCGAACACAGAUGAGAGCCCCGGGAUUUCGUUUCGAACCUUGGGGUUCCCAACAAUCCGUCUGACUUCUACGCCCUUGAACGAAGUCCAAGAGGAAAUGCUGACUACAAGGAAAUAUGGCAGAGGAGGGAUGACAGUCCCAGCCUACGCAGCCUCCAAAGGAGGUGUAUCACAGCUCACCAAAGCUCUAUCAAACGAAUGGGCAGAGAAAGGCAUUUCAGUCAAUGCAAUUGCCCCUGGGUACGUGGCUACGGAGAUGAAUACGGCGUUGAUGGAGGACGAAAAGCGGGCGAAGAGCAUCCUGGGUAGGAUCCCGGCCGGAAGAUGGGGGACACCUAAGGAUUUUAAGGGACCUGUCCUGUUCCUGGCAAGUGCAGCUUCUCAAUACGUGUCGGGCGAGUGCUUAGUGGUGGAUGGAGGGUGGAUGGGACGGUGA